Messenger RNA from Salarias fasciatus (jewelled blenny), 2596 nucleotides. It is a transcript of the gene pde6b, whose product is annotated as phosphodiesterase 6B, cGMP-specific, rod, beta. Lineage: Eukaryota; Metazoa; Chordata; Actinopteri; Blenniiformes; Blenniidae. The record is from RefSeq and is a predicted model, not a curated record. Gene Ontology annotation, biological process: signal transduction. The transcript has 23 exons. The coding region runs from base 9 to 2573 and encodes 854 amino acids. Gene Ontology annotation, molecular function: 3',5'-cyclic-nucleotide phosphodiesterase activity; protein binding.
AAGGAACCAUGGGUGUGCAGAAGGAAGACGUGGAGAAGUUCCUCAAUGGAAACCCCGAUUUUGCUAAAAAGUACUUUGCCAAGAAAAUGAACCCUUCGUCUCUGUCGAAGAUUUCAGGACUUCCGGAGAAACAGAUCGACUUUGACAAGUUUCAGGAGCUCAGUCAGGUUGAAGAGAGCCGGAUCAUGUACGAUCUGAUCAAAGACAUGCAGGAGAACAUCAACGUGGAGAAGGUGGUUUUCAAGAUCCUGAAGCGGAUCAGCGCGCUCAUCCAGGCCGACCGCUGCAGCCUGUUCAUGUACCGGCAGCGGAACGGCAUCGGGGAGCUGGCCACCAGGCUCUUCAACGUCAACACUGAGUCCGAGCUGGACGACUGCGUGGUCCCGCCGGACUCCGAGAUCGUCUACCCUCUGGACAUGGGGAUCGUCGGCCACGUGGCCCAGACCAAGAAGACCGUGAAUGUGAAGGACGUCACACAAAACCAGUACUUCAGUUCAUUCGUCGACGAUCUCACAGAGUACCAGACCAGGAGCGUUUUGGCUACGCCCAUCCUGAACGGCAAAGACAUGGUGGCAGUGAUCAUGGCUCUGAAUAAGACCACAGGACCGCAUUUCACUCCCGAGGAUGAAGAUCUUUUCUUGAAGUAUCUGAAAAUUGCUUCUUUGAACUUGAAGAUCUACCACCUGAGUUAUCUCCACAGCUGUGAGACACGUAAAGGACAGCUGCUGCUGUGGUCCGCCAACAAGGUGUUUGAAGAGCUGACAGACAUUGAGCGACAGUUUCACAAAGCCUUGUACACAGUCCGAGCCUACCUCAACUGUGACCGCUACUCCGUUGGUUUACUAGACAUGACGAAGGAGAAGGAGUUCUUCGACAUCUGGCCCGUGCUGAUGGGAGAACAGGCUCCGUACUCUGGCCCUGUGACUCCAGAUGGAAGGGAAGUAAUUUUCUACAAAGUGAUUGACUAUAUUUUACAUGGAAAAGAAGACAUCAAAGUCAUACCGAAUCCACCUGCAGAUCAUUGGGCCCUGAGCAGCGGCCUCCCUACAUAUGUGGCUGAGAGUGGCUUUAUUUGUAACAUCAUGAAUGCACCAGCUGAUGAGACGUUCCACUUUCAGACAGAGCCACUGGACAGCAGUGGGUGGACCAUAAAAAAUGUUCUCUCUCUGCCAAUCGUCAACAAAAAAGAAGAAAUUGUGGGUGUGGCCACAUUUUACAACAGGAAAGAUGGGAAGCCCUUCGAUGAUCAGGAUGAACAGCUCAUGGAGGCUUUGACCCAGUUCCUGGGAUGGUCGGCUCUGAACACAGACACCUAUGACAAGAUGAACAAGCUCGAGAAUCGAAAAGACAUCGCUCAGGACAUGGUGCUCUAUCACGUCAAAUGCCGCGAUGAUGAGAUUCAGAAUAUCCUGAAUACUCGUGACGUCUAUGGCUGUGAGCCCAGAGAGUGUGAAGAGGACGAGCUCUUAGACAUCUUGAAAAAAGACCUACCUCCGAUGAUCAAGAAGUUUGAGAUCUAUCAGUUCCACUUUUCGGAUUUCAACUGCACUGAGAUGGAGCUGGUUAAAUGCGGGAUCCAGAUGUACUAUGAAGUCGGAGUAGUUAGGAAAUUCCAAGUCCCUCAAGAGGUGCUGGUUCGGUUCAUGUACUCAGUCAGUAAAGGUUACAGGAGGAUCACCUACCACAACUGGCGUCACGGCUUCAACGUGGGACAAACCAUGUUCACACUACUAACGACGGGAAUGCUGAAGCGGUAUUACACAGAUUUGGAGGUGAUGGCCAUGAUAACGGCGGGUUUCCUUCACGAUAUCGACCACAGGGGGACAAACAACUUGUAUCAAGUCAAAUCCGGUAACCCUCUGGCCAAGUUGCACGGCUCCUCCAUCCUGGAGCGACACCAUCUAGAGUUUGGAAAGUUUCUCCUGGGUGAUGAGUCGCUGAAUAUCUACCAGAACCUGAACAGGCGGCAGGUGGACCACGUCAUUCAUCUCAUGGACAUCGCCAUCAUCGCCACCGACCUGGCUCUUUACUUUAAGAAGCGAACGAUGUUCCAGAAGAUUGUGGACCUUUCACACACUUACGAAGACGAGAAGAAAUGGGUUGAAUUCAUGUCUCUAGAAACGACCAGAAAAGAGAUCGUCAUGGCCAUGAUGAUGACCGCAUGUGACUUGUCUGCUAUCACAAAGCCUUGGGAAGUACAGAGCAAGGUCGCCUUGUCUGUGGCAGCGGAAUUCUGGGAACAGGGUGACCUGGAGAGGACAGUCCUGGAGCAACAGCCCAUCCCCAUGAUGGACAGGAAUAAAGCAGCCGAGCUCCCGAAACUGCAGUGCGGUUUCAUCGACUUCGUGUGCACGUUUGUCUACAAGGAGUUUUCCCGCUUCCACCCGCAAAUCCAGCCGAUGCUGGACGGCAUCCUGAACAACAGGAAGGAGUGGAAUGCUAAAAAAGAGGAGUAUGAGGCGACACUCAAAGCCAUUGAGGAUGAGAAGGCUGCCAAACAGGCAGCAGCAGCAGCGAAAGCUGAGGCCAGUUCCAGUGGUGGAUCGGGCUCCAAGACCUGCUCCGUCUGCUAAAAGACUGAGGGGUUACGCUCAUG